ACUUUUUUGGUGUUUGUGUGGUGUGUGAAUCCACCGAUUUUGUCGUGAUUCCGUCGUAGAAUGUCAUGAUCCGCUCCUUACAUGGCUGCAAUGAUGACAGGAAUGGACUACGAGAAAUCGUUGUCGAAUAGUUGAGCUCCGGGAACCGGAUUAGUCGCUGUUUGAGGAUGACAUGGCCGGCGUGAAUUAAUUUGAAUACGAAGAAGAAACGGGUGGUCGACCAACGAGGGACAGACCAAAAAUGGAGGUUGUCAAUGAAUGGACAACGACCGACAUCGAGCUGAAGACGGAUACGGCCGCAGUUCUCGAAUGCCUUCAAAGAUCGAUGGCGGAUGAAGAGGAUGAUGACUUCAUCCUGUACAGUCAUCCCUCCAACAGUGAGCUAGUAUCGAGCCUUCCGCCGGUCUCUGAACUCAAAGCUGAUCUGUCUACCUAUUAUGCCGAUCGAGGCCGCGCCAACGAUAUCCCGUUCGAGGAACGGGCACCGGAUAUCUACGGGGCAUCUGGACAGUAUGAGAACUCGACCGCCUAUGGUUUCACCGCCGCCGCUUCGCAAUUCACAACGUUGACGAACGCUUCGAGCAAUAAUAACGCCGUCAGCGUCAGCAACAAUGUUGGGCUGCAGUCCCAGUCGAACGAAUCGGGCCCGCUCACCUAUCAGCCGCAGUAUUACGCGGAUCCUCCACCGUACAACAAUUAUCAGGGUUCGGGAGAUUGCUAUCGAGAUGCGUACACACCAUCGGGACGACAAUCGACAUCCUUCAUUCCCUCCGAUCUGCAGCAAGUCACCCCCACCAUUCAAGAUCUCGGGGCGUCGAUACCACCGACGCCUCAGACCCAGGUCCCAGUAUCCGUUGCUCCGAUUUCCAAUCUCGCCUCGUCAAGCAUCGCAUACUCGAACUCAAGAAACGUUUUCGCGCCCCAACAACGCCAGCAGCAGCAGCAGCAACAACGUCAGCAACAGCCGAACCUUCAAGAUAUCGGAGGCGGGCUCGGCAACUUCGUUGAGAAGCAGGUUCCUUCAGUGAACACCGCGAGUUAUAGCCAGCAAGAAAUGAGCAACCUGUGCGACACUGUUCGAGGUUGCUCCACGAUCCCUCCCACUCAGCAAACGUACUCGCAGACAAGCUAUCCGCAUCAGACGCAAGUCCAAGACAUCACCUACCAAUGCGGCACUUCUCGGAGCACCUUCGACGCUUAUCAAGAGUGUCAAUACAACACCUAUCAAAACAGUAAUUCGUACUGCUCUCAGGAUGCGACAAGCUCGAGCAUGCAAGCGGCAACGAGUGCUACGCAGAUGCUGCACGACGCGCUCGAAUACAUAGCGCCAGAAGUCGUGACGGAGCACCGAGAUAGUUUAUUCAAUCCCAUUUCGGCGUUGACGAACACACUCCUGGAGAAUAAUUUUGAUGUUCAGCCCGGUGACGGUUAUGGCUAUCGGUAUGAAGAGGGUGUUCAGGAGAGCGACGCACAAGGAGUCCCACGCCAGGAAACAAGAAAGAGAGACAUUCCCAAACUUCUAGAAAUUAUCAAAGUCUACCGAUGCAAGGCGUGCGGCUUCAGGAGCAGUGAUAAGCUCAAGGCUCUCCGUCAUGCGAUAGAGUCACACAGCCGACCGAAACUGAACCGCAAAGCCCGCUAUGCUUGCGGCUCUUGUCAUAAUCAUUAUGCCACGUUGGAAGCUUGUGGUAAACAUAUCGGCAAGAAACACUCGGGCUUGAAUACCGCGGUUCUGAAAGACGGCAAGCUGUUCAAAGAAGUCCUUGUGGAACCCAAACGACGAUCGAGAGUGAGACCGGAUGAGAGCUCAGCUCAAAAGAUUGCUUGGAAAAGAAAACUCAAACGAGAUCAAGGCCACCUUGUAUGUCAGUUCCGAGGCUGUGGUCAUAGGUUCCGGGCUGAAGACACUCACCGUUAUCAUCUACGAUGUCACUUGGCGCAUCCUUCGGAAGAGGAACGCUUUCGGUGCCCCCUUCCGAAUUGCAAACAGGGAUCGAAGCUGUGGCCAACGCUAGCAAAUCAUCUCUGGAACGCGCAUCACAUGGACAUUGAAUUGCAAUCUUGCAAUCGUUGUGAUUUCAAAACAUAUAGUCUUUCGAAUCUGGAGAAGGUCCACAAGCUCGUGCACAGCGAAGAGAAGCAGUUCGACUGUGAUGAGUGCCAGUCGAAAUUCCGUACGAUAAAACAGCUGAGAAAUCACCAGUACUACUCUCAUUCGGAGACGACGCAGACCGAAGAGUACCGCAAGUCUCGCAUGGCUUGCUGUCCGCAAUGUGGUCGAGAAAUCCUCAAAAAGAAUCUAGGAUCUCAUCUCAGGAAAGUGCAUCAACGCCAAAUUCCGGAGAAAUCCUGUCCUCACUGUGAUUUUAAAACGACAGUCGUAUCUCAGCUCAGAGCACACAUAAAGUUUCACAUUGGUGUACGUGCCAUGUUCUGUUGUGAGCAAUGCGGUUUCCUUACGGCGGAUCACAACGUGCAUCGGAAGCAUUUGGCGCAGCAUACGGGCGAGAAGCCAUACAAAUGCAGAUGGUGUUCUUACGCGUCCAUCCAAGCAUCGACGUACAAACAGCACGUGAAGAAAUUGCACCCGGAAAAGGCUGCAGAGCUCAUUCUGCGCUGCCCACGAUGUACAUUCGAGACCAUUAGUGAAGCUCGCCUCAAGCAGCACGAUGUGAAAUGUCUUCCUCCUGAUCGUUGA
Messenger RNA from Galendromus occidentalis (western predatory mite), 2698 nucleotides. RefSeq names its product zinc finger protein 555. The record is from RefSeq and is a predicted model, not a curated record. Gene Ontology annotation, biological process: regulation of transcription by RNA polymerase II. Bases 242 to 2698 code for a protein of 818 amino acids. Gene Ontology annotation, molecular function: RNA polymerase II cis-regulatory region sequence-specific DNA binding; DNA-binding transcription activator activity, RNA polymerase II-specific. The transcript is spliced from 8 exons. Lineage: Eukaryota; Metazoa; Arthropoda; Arachnida; Mesostigmata; Phytoseiidae. Gene Ontology annotation, cellular component: nucleus.